Molecule: messenger RNA, 1692 nt
Organism: Uranotaenia lowii
Lineage: Eukaryota; Metazoa; Arthropoda; Insecta; Diptera; Culicidae
Product: arginine kinase-like
Exons: 3
Coding region: 148-1536 (462 amino acids)
Biological process (GO): phosphocreatine biosynthetic process
Molecular function (GO): creatine kinase activity
Source: RefSeq, a predicted model, not a curated record
GGAAUUUUCUUUUUCCUUGCCAUCACAGCAAGCAUUUGUUUGGAAAAUUUGACCUGGACAUUUUUUCGGAAAAAUCGGUGUCAGUGGGUGGAAAAUUUUCGUUCCCCGAAAUUCGAGAGUCUACCAAAUUUUUGAUAUCCCUUCAAAAUGGCCUCGCUAGAACAAAAACGUGAAGCUUUCCGUAAGUAUCUGGAGUCGGCUGGGGCAAUCAACUGUCUCUCGAGAGCACUCAUUAAAUUGUACCAGGAGGAAUCAAAGCCGGAGGAUGCCUGUAAGUUUCUGAGGCAGAUUAUGUGUGAAACAUGCCCGACGGACGAAGAGGUGGCCCAGAUGAUGGCAGAUUUGGAUGAGGCGAAGCAAUCGAUAUGUGCGCUCAAAAGGGAACUGACAGGCUUGAAGGGAGAAAUCCGGCGGACACCCAGUGAGAUUCAACUGGCACUGGAGACCGGUUUCGCUGAAAUGGAGGCGGCAGAAGAUUGCCAUUCUCUAUUGAAGAAACAUUUGCCACGGGAAACGUUCGAUGAACUGAAGGAACUUAAAACGGGUCUAAAGUCUACACUUUUAGAUUGCAUACAGUCCGGUUUGAAAAAUUUGGAUUCAGGAGUUGGUGUCUACGCAUCGGAUGCCGAAUGUUACGAGGUGUUUGGAAAACUCUUUAAUCCUGUGAUUGAUGAGUAUCAUGGAGGCUUCGCCGAAGAUGCUACUCAUCCACCGACUGAAUGGGGGGAUGCAUCUACUUUUGAGAAUCUCGAUCCGGAAGGAGAGUUUAUCAUCUCAACUCGGGUACGAUGCGGCCGAUCCAUUGAAGGUUUUCCAUUCAAUCCACGUCUCAAGAUGGAUCAAUACGAAGAACUUAUGGCACGUAUGAAGACGGUUCUUGAAGGUCUAGAAGACGAUGACCUAAAAGGCCAGUUCCAUCCCCUUGAACUUAUGACUAAGGAGCUUCAACAGCAACUGAUUGAUGAUCAUCUGCUGUUCAAAGAAGGUGAUCGAUUUCUGCUCGAAGCUAACGCUUGCCGCUUUUGGCCUAUUGGGCGGGCAAUUUUCCUCAAUGAAGCCCAAACAUUUGUCGUUUGGGUCAACGAGGAAGAUCAUUUGAGAAUAAUUUCACUGGAAAAGGGAGGUGAUUUAGGUUCCGUGUACAGUCGCAUGGUGGCUGGAGUUGAGGCCAUUGCUAAGGAUGUCGCCUUCUCUCAAAGCGAACGUUUCGGAUAUCUCACGUUCUGUCCUUCGAAUUUGGGAACAACAAUCCGAGCCUCAGUCCACAUCAAACUUCCCAAGUUGGGCCACGUGCGUUCCAAACUCGAGGCAAAAGCCGCUGAAUAUAACCUUCAAGUUCGUGGAACCCGUGGAGAGCACACUGAAUCCGAAGAUGGCGUCUUCGAUGUCUCAAACAAGCGUCGGCUGGGCUUGACCGAAUACGACGCAGUUAAGGAAAUGUACGACGGAAUACGGGAGCUGAUUGAGCUGGAACGGAACACGGAGGAAGGCGAAACAGAUGAGGCCGAAGAAGCCCCGCCAGCCGAGGAGGAAUGAGUUAACUCUGAAAUAAUCUCUGCAGCAUAGACAAUAUCGUUAGUUGAGAGUCAAUCUGCUUUUGCGCAAACUUUUUAUGGCAAUCAUGAUAUUUAGAAAGCUACCAACAAAACAUUGUAAACAGUUACCGUAUGAAAUAUAUACUUUAUUGCUACA